Molecule: messenger RNA, 2474 nt
Organism: Doryrhamphus excisus (bluestripe pipefish)
Lineage: Eukaryota; Metazoa; Chordata; Actinopteri; Syngnathiformes; Syngnathidae
Gene: slc5a8
Product: solute carrier family 5 member 8
Biological process (GO): sodium ion transport; propanoate transmembrane transport
Cellular component (GO): extracellular exosome; membrane
Molecular function (GO): organic acid:sodium symporter activity
Source: RefSeq, a predicted model, not a curated record
GUGGACUGAUGAUAGCUUGACCAUUCAUCAUGUACCUGCCUGGAAUGUCCACCUCCCCCUUCCUUUAUCACAACACAUAAAAGGUUUCAGUCCUGUUUUUGCACAGUGUUCCAGGACAAAACACAUGGGGCAGUUUGCUUAAACGUCUGACUAACUUUUCCUUUUGUUGAUUUGACCUUUCUGUGAGAAUGACCCCUGUGGUUGUUGGCUCUUUUGCAGCUGCAGACUAUGUGGUGUUUGCUUGCAUGCUGGCUGUGUCCGCUGCCAUCGGAGUCUAUUACGCGUGGACAGACAGGGGCACGAGGAGCUCAGAAGAUUUCUUGACAGGAGGACGGAGGCUCACCGCUCUUCCUGUCUCCCUGUCACUGACCGCCAGCUUCAUGUCAGCCAUCACAGUGCUCUCCAAUCCGGCAGAGGUGUACCGCUAUGGAGGCAGUAUUGCACUUUACUGUCUCUCAUAUGUCAUAACUAUGGUGGUGACAUCUGAGGUGUUCCUUCCAGUCUUCUACAGGUUGGCCGUCACCAGCACUUAUGAAUAUUUGGAACUACGUUUUAACAGAGCGACCCGCCUACUUGGAACAUUUCUCUUCAUUGUGCAGACUAUUCUGUACACUGGAAUAGUCAUCUACACACCAGCCCUUGCUUUAAACCAAGUGACUGGUAUGGACCUUUGGAGUGCGGUGAUUUCCACUGGUGUUGUCUGCACCUUUUACUGUACAAUGGGUGGUCUAAAAGCAGUUGUUUGGACAGAUGUGUUCCAGGUUGGCGUCAUGCUUGCAGGCUUCCUGUCAGUCAUCAUCAGGUCUGUCAUCCUCCAAGGUGGAGUUGGCCCCAUCCUUUCAGACUCUCAACAUGGAGGGAGGCUCAACAUUUGGGACUUUGACCCAAACCCACUAAGACGACACACUUUCUGGACGGUAACCUUUGGCGGUACAUUUGUCUGGGUCAGCAUCUACGGUAUAAACCAGGCUCAGGUUCAGCGGUACAUCUCCUGCAAGAGCAUCGCUCAUGCCAGACUAUCUUUGUUCAUCAACCUGAUAGGCAUGUGGUGCAUCUUGCUGUCGUCAGUAUUGGCAGGAAUGUGCCUCUAUUCAGUGUACAAGAACUGCGACCCAUGGACGUCCGGGAUGGUGUCUGCCCCAGAUCAGUUGAUGCCAUAUUUGGUGAUGGACAUCUUGGGAGACUAUCCGGGCCUUCCUGGAUUGUUUGUUGCAGCAGCUUACAGCGGAUCACUAAGCACAGUGUCUUCUAGCAUCAACGCAUUAGCUGCAGUGACUGUCGAGGACCUGAUUAUACCACACGUGCAGAUGUCUGAGAGGCACCUGUCCUGGACCUCCAAAGUCCUGAGCUUUUUAUAUGGUGCUGUAUGCAUUGGAAUGGCAGGGGUGGCUUCUCUCAUGGGUGGAAUAUUGCAGGCCACCAUCAGCAUAUUUGGCAUCAUUGGAGGUCCUUUACUUGGACUCUUCUCUUUGGGCAUCCUCUGUCCGUUUGCAAACUCCAAAGGAGCUUUGUCUGGUCUGGUGGCAGGCCUUGUUGUGUCUCUGUGGGUGGGCAUCGGUGCCCAGAUAUACCCUCCAUCUUCUGAGAUGAGCCGACCACUGUCACUCACCACUGAGGGCUGUAACAUCAGCACUCCGGAGAGCUUCAACUGGACCUCUACUGCUCUGCCGACAAACACCAGCCCCAUCGCGGCCUCUCCAGUGCAGCUCAGUGAUGACAAGAAUCUGCUGGAUAGCUGGUACUCUCUGUCCUACCUUUACUUCAGCACCAUUGGAACCAUAACAACCAUCAUUUUAGGCCUGCUUGUCAGCCUUUUCACUGGAGGUUGGAAGCACAAAGUGGAACCAAGGCUGAUCUUCAUGAAGAGAGACACUGCUCUCUUCUUUAUACUGAAGCAUGUGGCAAGAAGUGGCAAUCUUGACCUGAUACAAGACAAAGAGAAGAACCAUGGCACCAUAAAUCCCACAUUCUGCGACGCUGAGCUGGACUUAACGAAAUGCAACAUGCCUGCAUCUCUUUGAUGUUUUAUGUUUUGUGGCAUUGUUGCUAUCCUCUGUGAUUGUGAAGGGUGACCCAUUGCACAACCACAUUACAGAUAUUGAGGACAUAGUUACAGUUGCUGGAUUAAUCAGCUGAUUAUCACCAUAACAUCCACUGUUUACAACUAUUUUAUCAACAUUUCUGUAGUUUUUUAUUUUCUUGUACAAUUAUACAUACUAGAACAUACUUACAAAUGUACAGACUAAACUUACAUACAUUAACAUUGAUUUGUCACACACCCUGUUCACACAAAAGGGGUGGAAAUAAUUCCCUUGUACAUUAUAUAACAUUACCUCUGUGGCAAAUCAAGAUUCUCAUGGAGAAUCUAUGGUUGGAUGGCUGUUUUGUUCUUACUCCAAAUUACAAUGUGCAAUUACACUGUUGAAAAAAACACUGUUGAAUGAACGUGAAAUAUGAAUAAUUAUUGUAAAUGU